Pundamilia nyererei is the source of this 1057-nucleotide messenger RNA. RefSeq lists its product as uncharacterized. The transcript has 5 exons. Gene Ontology annotation, biological process: response to bacterium. Lineage: Eukaryota; Metazoa; Chordata; Actinopteri; Cichliformes; Cichlidae. The record is from RefSeq and is a predicted model, not a curated record. The coding region runs from base 1 to 1056 and encodes 351 amino acids.
AUGGUGUCUUCAGUGUUUGUCUUCAGGCUUCUGUGUCUGUUCUUGGGAAAAAUGGUUCAGAUGACAGAGUCGCAAAUGUUCCAAAUGUUCUCAUCUGUUCAUCCAGAGUCUCGUUUCAUAUCAGCUCAAGUUGGUGGAAACCUGACAUUAAAAUGUUUCCAUGAUGGUGACAGGUCUGCAAGACUUUACUGGUUUAAGCAAAAUCUGGGACAAAAACCAAAGAUCAUCUCUCACUUUUUCAAAUAUAAUGUGAACAACUCGUCUAAUGAAGAGCUCAAGAACAACCCACGCUUCACACUGGAAACACAAGACGGCAAAUAUCACUUGACGAUCAAAGAUUUGCAAGUUUCAGACUCAGCUACUUACUACUGUGUUUACUAUUUAUACACUUUAACCUUUUUAGAAAACAUCAUCGUCAGUGUAAAAGGUUCAGGUGUGAACAUCAAAGCUGUGGUCCAGCAGUCAGCAUCUGAGACCAUCCAGCCAGGAGGCUCCGUGACCCUGAACUGUACAGUACACACUGGGACCUGUGAUGGAGAGCAGAGUGUUUACUGGUUCAAAGACUCAGACGAAUCCCAUCCUGGACUCAUUUACACACAUUUGGGCAGAAACGAUCAGUGUGAUAACAAACCCAGCACACAAACGCACACCUGUGUCUACAGCUUGCCAAUGAGUAACCUGAGUGUUUCUCAUGCUGGGACCUACUACUGUGCUGUUACCUCUUGUGGACGCAUACUAUUUGGAAAUGGGACCAAGCUGGAGCCUAAAGGCACGUUUAAUUCUCAGGGCUUGGUGUAUUUCUUGAGCGGAGCUUUGACAUUCAGCUCCAUCCUCAGUGUUUUACUGGGAUACUUGCUGUACAAGACAAACAAAAGAAACAGACACCAAUCGACAGAAUCUCAAGCAAGACUUUCAGGCCCCGCAACAAGUUCGGAGGGUUUCCAGCAUGCUGACAGCCUUCAUUAUGCUGCUUUAAGCAUUAAAAUCCCCAAGAGAUCAAGAACGCAGAGAAACGACACAGACAAUGAAUGUGUUUACUCUGCUAUAAACAAAUAAA